Gossypium raimondii (Peruvian cotton) is the source of this 1850-nucleotide messenger RNA. RefSeq names its product probable acyl-[acyl-carrier-protein]--UDP-N-acetylglucosamine O-acyltransferase, mitochondrial. The record is from RefSeq and is a predicted model, not a curated record. The transcript has 11 exons. Gene Ontology annotation, molecular function: acyl-[acyl-carrier-protein]-UDP-N-acetylglucosamine O-acyltransferase activity. Gene Ontology annotation, biological process: lipid biosynthetic process. Bases 166 to 1170 code for a protein of 334 amino acids. NCBI's taxonomy places the organism in Eukaryota, Viridiplantae, Streptophyta, Magnoliopsida, Malvales, Malvaceae.
GUAAAAUCUGGGAUGAAGAAGACAAGACAGGUCAAACCUCUUUCACAAAGCAGGCAACAACAUAGCGGCCGAAGCCAAAACAUUCUUUCAACUCUGUUAAAAGUUCAAAAAAUAAAACAGGUCGGAAAAAUAUCAGCUAUUGCCAAAGACUGAGAGCGAAAAUCUAUGAAUUCCCUGCUCAAGUUUCGAAGGCCUUUAAGUUCUUCUCUCACUUCACUAUCUUUGCAGCGCCUCUCUACAACUCUCCACUAUGCUUUCGAAGAGAAAAAGGAGGGGACGAGCUUUAUACACCCCACUGCAAUUGUUCAUCCCAAUGCUGUGAUUGGCCAGGGUGUUUCAGUAGGUCCUUUAUGUACAAUUGGUCCUUCGGCAAAACUAGGAAAUGGGUGUCAAAUGCAUCCUUCCAGCCAUAUUUUUGGGAAUACAGAAUUGGGGAGCCACUGCGUUUUGAUGACUGGUGCGGUGGUUGGUGAUGAUCUUCCUGGGCAUACUGUAAUAGGAUGCAAUAACAUCAUCGGGCAUCAUGCCGUGGUUGGUAUUAAAUGCCAAGACAUGAAGUACAAGUUAGGGGAUGAAUGUUUUCUUGAUGUUGGGGACAACAAUGAGAUCAGAGAAUUUACUUCAAUCCACCGAUCUUCAAAGUCACGUGAUGGAACGGUUAUUGGUGAUAACAAUCUCAUCAUGGGGUCUUGUCAUAUUGCACAUGACUGCAAAAUUGGUAACAAUAAUAUAUUUGCUAAUACCACUCUCCUGGCAGGACAUGUCAUCGUGGAGGACUAUGUGCACACUGGAGGAGCUACUGUUGUUCAUCAAUUUUGUUAUAUUGGCUCAUUUUCUUUCAUCGGUGGUGGAUCAGUGGUUUCGCAAGAUGUCCCAAAGUACAUGAUGGUUUCUGGAGAUAGAGCUGAGCUUCGUGGUUUGAAUUUUGAGGGUCUUCGGCGUUGUGGAUUCCAAGUCACAGAGAUUAAGAGUUUGAGAACAGCUUAUAGAAAAAUUUUCAUGCCCAGCAACACAAAUUCUAUGGGUUUCGAUGAGCGUCUUUCUGAAGUGGAACAUAAUGAAGAUUUGGGCAGCGUUCCUGCUGUAUGUUCCAUGCUCCAGUCCAUUCGUGAUUCUUUUACUGAAAAUCGUCGUGGAAUAUGCAAAUUCAGACAAUGGAGCAGUUCUUGAAAGCAUUGCUGGAAUCUUUUAUAUGACAACUUUAGCAUUUUCAAGCUUUGUACUCUGUGGCAUGUACCAGCGUGAGCCAAUCCAAGAAGCUUUAGCUUGUUUCAUAAAGGUUCGAUUUGUAGUUAUCUGAUAUAUAAAAUAUGUAUACAAAUAUUGAUUGAGGCUGCUAUUGGUUUAACCUAUGUUACCCGGACUGGGGAGCGAGUGGCAUAUACAAAUGUGUCCAACACAUGUAUACUCAACUCUUUAUCAAGUAUUUUCAUAUUUGUAGAGGAUCGUCACCUCUUACUCAUGUCUGAAUGUGUUGGACAUGAGUACUACAAGGGAAAUGAAGACUCCAGGUGAGAUGAGGUUUAAUCGCAUUCAACACAUUUGUCUGUCUAUUGGCUGAUACAAUCCUUAUUCUUAUCAAGCAGAGAUUUGAGAAACCAUACUAUGUAGAUUUUGGAAAUUUUCUCGGUUUGUAGUUUAUGUACUAUAUGGCCAAAGUUGCCUGGUUUAUGCUUGAUAAGUUUGCUCGUUUCAUGUCACCUUUAUUUCUUUGUUAUUUUAAACAUAGAUGUAUGGUUUUGUGUAGAUGGACGAAGAGGCUUCAGCAUAUUCUGACAUUGUUAUAUUCAUGUAUUCUAUGCAGUUGGGUUUGUGGAUAAAUUAUUCAAAGCAAUUCGUUAAAAUGCUUA